This is a messenger RNA of Mya arenaria, 735 nucleotides long. RefSeq names its product putative nuclease HARBI1. The coding region runs from base 1 to 735 and encodes 244 amino acids. NCBI's taxonomy places the organism in Eukaryota, Metazoa, Mollusca, Bivalvia, Myida, Myidae. The transcript has a single exon. The record is from RefSeq and is a predicted model, not a curated record.
AUGAUAUGUAAAUACCUCCUACCAUCAGUGAUAAAAUGGCCAAACUCUGAACCUAGAAAUGCUGAAAUUGAGCAUGGAUUUAGGAGUUUAAAAGGCUUUCCGGGUGUAAUAGGUGCCAUCGACAGCAGUCAUAUUCCUAUCCGCACUCCCAAAGAACAUUCUGAAAGCUACAUUAACCGAAAAGGUUUUCCAUCUAUCAUUUUGCAAGCAGUUUGUGACAGUAAUCUGAACUUUACAGAUGUCUAUUGUGGUUGGCCUGGCUCUGUGCACGAUGCCCGAGUACUGAAAAACUCGCCGCUAUUCCUGGAAACUGAAACUGAUCAAAACAAAAAGUUUCCUGGCAAUACCCAUUUAAUUGGAGAUUCGGCCUAUGGAUUAAGCUCUUGGUUGGUGGUUCCUUUCAAAGAUUAUGGAAAUCUUAAUGAAAAAUCAAGAAGGUUUAAUUACAUACAUAGUUCAACCCGGAUGUGCAUUGAGCGUGCAUUUGGUGCAUUAAAAGGACGUUUUCGGCGGUUGAAAUAUGUUGACUUGCUCGAAAUUGACAAGAUCGUGAACAUGAUCCUUAGGUGUUGUGCCUUGCAUCAACUUUGCCUCUAUAACCUUGAAGAUGUAAAGGAGUAUCUUCGGGAAGGUCUCGAACUCAAUGAAGAAGUCAACAACUACCAGGAUUUCAUGCCAAGUUGCAAGUCAGCUGAAAUUAAAAGGGAUCACAUCAAAGAGCUCUUGGAUAAAUGA